AUGAGCGGCCGGGCAAUGACCCUGCAGGAUCACAGCCGCGAGGUCAACCAGCUGCGCCUGCAGUUGCGCAGCCCAGAGAAUCAGCGCGACCCAGAGAAGUACCUGAAGUAUGUCAAGCGAACCAUCUCCUACAUGACCCAGGGCAUCGAUGUGUCGUCCCUCUUCUCGGAGCUUGUGAUCGCCACCAACACUCAGAGCAUGAUCCAGCGAAAGCUGGUGUACCUCUUUCUGUGCAACUAUGCGGACUCCAACUCGGAGCUUGCGCUGCUUGUGGUGAACACCCUGCAGAAGGACUGCCACGAUAGCAACCCCAUUGUCCGUGGCUUGGCCCUUCGCAGCUUGAGCUCCCUGCGCAUCCCCUCCUUGGCGGAAUAUGUCUUCCCCGUGGCCAAGCAGCUGAUGGCCGACAGCAGCUCCUAUGUCCGGAAGAUCUCGGCCCUGGCCGCUGCCAAGAUCUCCUACCUGGCGCCCCACCUGGUGGAGGAGUAUUCCAUCAUUCCCUCCUUGCUCCACAUGCUUCGUGAUAAGGACCCCCUUGUUGUCGUGGGCGCCCUUACUGCGCUGGAGGAGAUCCAAGCCGAUGCCGGUGCCCCAGAGCUCAGCUCCGCCGAGGUGGUCCAGCUGCUGCUCGCCCGGCUGCCGACAUUCAAUGAGUGGGGCAUGCAUACGGUCCUCACCGCUCUGGCGCGGCACUUCCUGCCCAGGAAUGAGGACGAGCUAUUCGACGUCCUGAAUGUCAUCGACGGCAACCUGAAGCACACCAACUCCGGCGUCGUGCUCGCCUGCGCCAAGCUCUUCAUCCUGUAUACGGAAAACUUCCCGGAGCUGCAUGCCGAUGUGUCCACACGUCUGAAGGACUCUCUGGUCACCCUGAUGUCGGCCAACUGCCCGGAGCUGAUCUACAUCAUUAAUCAGCACUUGCGAAUGCUCAUGCGCCGCUGGCCCGCCCUGAUGGAGCGCGACUUCCGGGUGUUCUUCCUUAAGUACAACGAGUCGACUUUCCUCCGCUGCCAGAAGAUCGCCCUCCUGGCACAGUCGGCCACCGCCACCAACUAUGGCAUCAUCGUCGAUGAACUGAGUCAAUAUGCUCUGGACCCCAAAAAGAGCAUCGUCACCGCGGCCCUCAACGGCCUGGGGAAGGUGGCCACCGCGGUGCCGGCCGCACUGGACCACUGCCUUGGGCACCUGAAUAGCUUGUCCGAACUGGAGGCCGACGCCACUGUGGUGACCAUGGAACUGCUCCAUGUCCCGCAAUCCGGCAAGGUGUCGGUCACGCUGCGUGCCGGCCCGGCGGCGCUCUGCUUUGAGGAUGCCCCCCAGACCGGGAUCGCCACCGGCCCCGUGGACUAUGAUCAACUCCUCACGACGAUCGUCAACGAUCUGACCCGAGCCAUGCAGUAG
Molecule: messenger RNA, 1401 nt
Organism: Fonticula alba
Lineage: Eukaryota; Rotosphaerida; Fonticulaceae
Exons: 11
Coding region: 1-1401 (466 amino acids)
Biological process (GO): vesicle-mediated transport; intracellular protein transport
Cellular component (GO): membrane coat
Molecular function (GO): clathrin binding
Source: RefSeq, a predicted model, not a curated record